This is a messenger RNA of Pocillopora damicornis (cauliflower coral), 423 nucleotides long. RefSeq lists its product as uncharacterized. Lineage: Eukaryota; Metazoa; Cnidaria; Anthozoa; Scleractinia; Pocilloporidae. The record is from RefSeq and is a predicted model, not a curated record.
UUUAAUUUCUUUCUACAGGUUGCACUUGCAAUUGUGCUGUUACGCGAGAAAGUACAGUCAAGGAAAAUUCGACUGGAGAGGACCAUUGCUUCGUAUUAUAAAAGAGUGAACAAGUGUGAUGGAGGAAAUCUGAUAAAGAUUUAUACAGACAUGUGUCAAGUUGUAAACGGAAAGAAGCAGUGCAAGGUUUACUGCAAUGGCAGAACCGACUUGGACCAAAACACCAUAUUUGACAUCGUGAAGUGGAAAGGUAAGAAGUGCAUUCAAAAAAGAGUCGGACUCAUCACAUACUCGUUGAAAGUCAUCAAUGGAACGAACGUAGUUUUUGAGGAACAGUCAGCGUGCAACGAAUCAACCGGCACUGAGUUCUUGUUUAAAGAGGAAAAAGAUAACCGUGAAAGACAGGCGAUUUUACAUGAAUAG